AUGCCUCCUUCCAGGUGGCUAGACCUCAUAGGCAAGGUCGCUAUCAUCACGGGCGCUUCUCGCGGCAUCGGGCGCGCCAUUGCCUUCAACCUCGCCUCGCGCGGUUGCUCCAUCCUCGGAACCUGCACUGGUGACAGAGGCGUCCAGUCUCUCUCAUCAGGCCUGAACGACGAGAUCACGACCCAUGUUUUCGAAGCCACAUCGCGAGAGCGGCCAGCCAGCCUGCACAUCAAAGGCCUUGUCGCCAACAUUUUCUCCCCUGAUUGCGCAAGCACCAUCGCCAAGGAGGUCCGGGAUUCGUUCCACGGCCGGGUCGACAUCUUUGUCAACUCGGCCAGUGACACCAUGCCCGGUGUCAUUGGCGACAUGGGAACCGAUGAGGUGCAGCGAAGCCUCCUGGCCAACAUCCAAACGCCGGUAAUGAUCGUCGAGGAGCUGGUCCGCAGGCGCUACUUCCAGCCCGACAGCCGCAUCAUCUACAUCUCGUCCAUCCGGUCCCGCCAGCCCUGGAGCGAUCAGCUCAUGUACGCGGCCGGAAAGUCGGCUGGCGAGUCACUGUGUCGGACGUGGGCGCAGGCCUUUGGCGGCAAGGACAAGAGGUAUUCUUUCAUGGCCGGCACGACAGCGAAUGCCGUCACGGUGGGUCUGACCGAGACAGAGGCUGUGGUCAACUGCGGGCCGGAGGCUGUCAAGAGGUUCCAGGACGAGUUCUUCCCUGUGCAGAGUAUCCCGCGGUUUGGGCAGGCCGAGGAUGUGGCCGAUGUUGUUGGACUUCUCUGUGGUCGCGAUGCCAGGUGGAUUACUGGUUGUGUCAUCAGCGCCAGCGGAGGCGGCAUCAAGAUCGGGUGA
Canariomyces notabilis is the source of this 849-nucleotide messenger RNA. Its product is annotated as NAD(P)-binding protein. Bases 1 to 849 code for a protein of 282 amino acids. Gene Ontology annotation, molecular function: oxidoreductase activity, acting on the CH-OH group of donors, NAD or NADP as acceptor. Lineage: Eukaryota; Fungi; Ascomycota; Sordariomycetes; Sordariales; Chaetomiaceae. The transcript has 2 exons. The record is from RefSeq and is a predicted model, not a curated record.